Molecule: messenger RNA, 1674 nt
Organism: Prorocentrum cordatum
Lineage: Eukaryota; Dinophyceae; Prorocentrales; Prorocentraceae
Source: the annotation of a GenBank genome assembly
AUGAUGAGGCUCGCGUGUGCGCCCCUGCUGUCGAUCCUGCUCUCCAUGCUCGCGCGGUGGGCCGUGGCGGAGCAGCCCCCGGCCGCUGGCCUGGACUGCGAGCCGGGGGACGUCGACUUCGAGACCGUGCAGAUCGACGGGGAGGACGUGGUCUUCCUCCGGGCGGGCCCCGGCUGCCCGAGCGCGGAGCCCGAGCUGCCCUCCGGCGCCGCGAGGGGCGCCGCCACCACCAGCGUGGCGGGCGCCGCCGCGGCAGGGGCCACCACCACCACCGGCGGCUGGGAGGUUGCCGCCGCGGGCGUCGCGGGGGACACCACCACCGGCGCGGAGGCGGCCACCAGCGCCGAGGCGACCACUGGUGCCGCCGCCGAGGAGACCACAGCUGGCGCCGCCGAUGAGGCCACUGGCGCCGCCGCCAGCAGCACUGGCGGCUCAGAGGAGGCCGGGCUCGCCGGGGGGCCCGAGGAGGCGGCGCACACGUCGUUGCAUCCGGCGCUGGCGGUGGCCUCGGCCGGCUCCGACGAGCCCGCGGCCAUCCUCGCCGAUGGGCGUGCGCAAAAGGCGACUAGGACCUCCUCUGUGAGCUCCCAGGAAGCGCCUAGGGCGGCGGAGGCGGCACACACUGCGUUGCGGGCGGCGCUGGCGGUGGCCUCGGGCGGCUCCGACGAGCCCGUGGCCAUCGUCGCCGAUGGCCGUGCGCAAAAGGCGACCAAGACUUCCUCGGUGGCCCCGCAGGAAGCGCCUCGGGGCGCCUGGCCGGUCUGGCUCCAGGCCCCGUGCCUCGCCCUGGCGCUGGGGCUCGCGCUCUUCAUCUCCCACAGGGUGUACGACCGGAACGUUCGCGCGCCCAGGCUGCGCAAGGAGCGGGCCGCAGCGCAGGCCGCCUGGCGCACGGCGCCCGCGCGGGAGGAGGACCUCGAGGAGCGGGCGCUGCGGAGCGCCGAGGAGGGCGCCCGCGCCGCCGCGCAGGAGGAGGCCACCCGCUGCGCCCGCGCCGCGGCGGAGCGCCGCGCACGCGAGGAAGCCAUGCGCCUCGCGCGGUGGGAGGCGGAGCGCAUGGCCCGCGCGGCCGAGGAGGCGCAGGCCGGCUACGAGGCCGAGCGCGCCGCGGCCGCCGCGGCGGACGCCGAGGCGGCCGCCGGGCGCCCCGCGGGGGCCGAGGCGGCCGCCGAGGGCCCCGCCGAGCGCUCCGCCGAGCGCCCCGCCGAGGGCCCCGCCGAGGGCCCCGCCGAGCGCCCCGCCGAGCGCUCCGCCGAGCGCCCCGCCGAGCGCUCCGCCGAGCGCUCCGCCGAGCGCGAGGCGGCGGAGGCGAGGCGGCGGCGGCGCAGGGAGCGCGAGGCGGCCGCGCGCCGCGCAGGCGCGGGGCUGGGCGCCGAGGAGGCCGAGGGCCACGGCGGGGCCGCGUGACCGCUCGGCUCCCCGCGGGGCGCAGCCCGCUCGCCUCGCCCGUGCCCCCCCCCCCCCUGCCUCGGGCGCCGCGCGCCCCAGGGCGCCCCGCCCUCGGAGGGGGGGAGGGGCGUCGGCGCCUCGCCCUUUGGAGAGCUCCCCGGACAGCUAUCUGCCCCCCCCCCCCCGCCCCCUGACCGCGAAGCCGGCGCCAGGAACGCCUGUGCCACACGUGUACAGGAGAGAGUCUGGCGACAUCACCCAUGUGCGCGAGUGGAGCGACAGAGA